Hibiscus syriacus is the source of this 336-nucleotide messenger RNA. Its product is annotated as cyclin-dependent kinase D-1-like. The record is from RefSeq and is a predicted model, not a curated record. The transcript has 2 exons. Gene Ontology annotation, cellular component: cytoplasm; nucleus; transcription factor TFIIK complex. NCBI's taxonomy places the organism in Eukaryota, Viridiplantae, Streptophyta, Magnoliopsida, Malvales, Malvaceae. Gene Ontology annotation, molecular function: ATP binding; cyclin-dependent protein serine/threonine kinase activity; RNA polymerase II CTD heptapeptide repeat kinase activity. The annotation marks the transcript as partial. Gene Ontology annotation, biological process: positive regulation of transcription by RNA polymerase II; protein phosphorylation.
AUGACAGAAACGGACCUGUCGAAGAAAGUGGCUGAUAGAUACUUGAAGCGCGAGGUUCUUGGUGAAGGUACUUAUGGAGUUGUCUACAAAGCCAUUGAUACUAAGACAGGACAGACAGCCGCCAUUAAGAAAAUCCGGCUUGGGAAGCAGAAAGAAGGGGUGAAUUUUACUGCACUCAGAGAAAUUAAACUUCUUAAGGAGCUUAAAGAUCCAAAUAUAAUUGAGUUAACAGAUGCAUUCCCGCACAAGGGUAAUUUGCAUCUUGUUUUUGAGUUUAUGGAGACUGACCUUGAAGUUGUUAUUCGAGAUUGGAAUAUAGAAGCUCCGUCUUUGUCU